AUGGAAUCCGAGCCACUGGUUCCCCACGAGGCACCAUCUUCUUCGCCCGCCAGCAACCGCGUCUUGCUCCGCCUCUACACUUCCCACUUUCUGUCGACAUGGAACUCGCGCAUGUUUGAGUUUGGCGCUGUCGUGUUCCUGGCAUCGAUAUUCCCAGGAACUCUGCUCUACGCCUCGGUGUAUGCUCUAGUGCGCUCGCUAUUUGCAGUGCUAUUCUCGUCAUGGCUUGGGUCACUUGUCGAUCGAACGGAUCGAUUAUCUGCCAUUAGACAUUCCAUCAUAUGGCAACGUAUUCCUGUCGCGGUUUCUUGCGUUUGUCUGGGACUGCUCCUGAGAUCACCGCCUGGUCAUCUGUCAAGGCUGCUGUUCAUCGCGCUGGUUCUGCUUGCGGGCGUCGAGAAACUAGCUGCGACUGUCAAUACUGUCUCAGUAGAGAGGGACUGGGCUGUUGUGAUAUCUGAAACAUUGCUUGUUUCCAGGAAAGAUUUGAAUGCGUCUAUGAGACGAAUCGAUCUUUUUUGUAAGCUCGUCGCUCCCGUGGUGGUUUCACUGAUGGAUGGCUUGCUCUCCACCAAGGUGGCGAUCUGGGCUGUCCUUGGAGUGAACGUUACGGUCGUUCUCGUUGAGUACUUUGCCAUUGCAGGGGUAUACCACUCUGUUCCUCAGUUAGAUCGAAGCCAUGAAAGACAGGCCGCGGAUGAUGAAGAGGACGAACAACAGCCGCUUGAAGAACAUCUUGCCCAGAAUAUAUUCGCCCAGUACAUCCGGAGGACCGUCGCACCGUGGCGGGAAUAUGUAGGCCAGUCAGUCUUUUUAGCUUCCUUCGCCUUGAGCCUCCUCUACCUUACUGUUCUGUCUUUCGGUCCUACUAUGGUGACAUUCCUGCUGCACUCCGGCUUUAGUUCGCUAGAUGUCAGCGCCAUGAGGAUUGGAGCCGUCUUAACGGAGAUAUCAGGGACAUGGAUGGCCCCUUUGCUCAUGGAUCGUAUCGGACCUAUACGUUCAGGGCUGUGGUUCCUCAACUGGCAGUUCGGCACAUUGGCCGCCGCAGUGGCUGCUUUUGCCUUUGCAAGCGACAGGCCUCGCCUAGUUGCGGGAUGUCUCAUUACAGGUGUAGCGCUGAGUCGGUUGGGAUUAUGGGGUUUCGAUCUAUCUGUGCAAUUUCUGGUGCAGGAGAACAUUGAUCCGAGUAGCCGAGCUCGGUUCUCGGCGACAGAGAUGGCACUGCAAAGUGUUUUUGAAAUGAUAUCAUUCGCGACGACAAUUUUCUUUGCCGAUCCUGAUCAAUUUAAGUAUCCAGUUUAUAUCAGCUACGGGGCUAUUGCUCUUGCUGCGGUGUGUUUUGCGGCCUAUGUGCGCCGCGAGAGAGGCCAUCUUAUACACACAUCUAAAUGUAUGGGAGACAGCAGGCUAUAG
Messenger RNA from Aspergillus nidulans FGSC A4, 1416 nucleotides. RefSeq names its product putative iron-regulated transporter. Gene Ontology annotation, cellular component: membrane. Lineage: Eukaryota; Fungi; Ascomycota; Eurotiomycetes; Eurotiales; Aspergillaceae. Gene Ontology annotation, molecular function: iron ion transmembrane transporter activity. The coding region runs from base 1 to 1416 and encodes 471 amino acids. The record is from RefSeq and is a predicted model, not a curated record. Gene Ontology annotation, biological process: iron ion transmembrane transport; transmembrane transport. The transcript is spliced from 6 exons.